AUAUGCUCUUUAUUGUUUUCAAAAGAAGGGGCUGUGCUCUGUUUUCUGUCCAAGUUCAGAGAAACAAUGACAGGCGAUAUUGCCUCUGCUGUUUCAGAAAUACUUAAAGUCUUGUGUACCUUACUUAAAAAGCGAAGAAAGAGUUCUAUCUUGCAGAGAUAUGCAAAGGCUUUAUUGAGUCAAUGUACUUUUAUUGCUAAAAAAGCAAGUGCAAACAAUAGAUCAAUUGCUAUUGAAGUGAUUAUGGUCAUGGUAGAUCCAAGAAAUCGAUAUGAUCCACACGAACUCAAUGUACCUGCUCUUUAUGAAAUAUUUUCAGGGCAAUAUAUCACUGAAAAGAAAUCAGCCAUUGUGAAAGCAAAAAUAUUGGAAUUACUAGGCACCAUUGCAAGAUUCUACCCUCAAGUAGUGACGGAAACAAAGCUCAAGACACUAAAGAGAUGGUGCUUUGACAGUGUAACUCAUCAAGUUAGCAAUCAAGCCAAAAGCGCAGGUGAAGGAAACAUUAUCAGUGGUGGUCUGACAUGUAUCAAUUCUUUGUUACGCCGUCCUGAUCUUGGUAUCACUUGUGGAUCCGAAGAAAGCAACAAACUAUUUGAUGUUCUCGUCAAAGUCUUGAUUGGGUUUAAAGACGCUACUCGUUUUGCUGCUCCUCUUUCUGCUCUUGUCUUGUUUAGGGAAAAUGCAAAAUUAUUCGGUCAUCUCAUCUUGCCUCAUUGCGAAAAACUGUAUGAUUGCUUGCAGUUUUGGGCUUCACAUCAUAACGUAAUCUCCUAUAAGUUUGGUGUAGCGGCUUAUGAGGAGUUCUUGAGACAGGCAAGUCUUUCUGUUGUUUUGUAUGAAAACAUUGAAGGUAUACGGGAAACUGCUAUCUUUGCUGUAAAUUACAAUUAUCUCAUCUCUUAUCAAAAUAGAGCAAACAACAAUCAAAGGCAAUACCUUCGCCAUCUUCCUGCAUUUAUCAAAUCAUAUACAUUAUUUGCAGAAGAGUUUGAAACAGUACCUGUAGAGCUAAUGGAAACCAUUCAUCAAAUGUGUGAUAUCUUUAUUACAAGAUAUCAUGACAUCUCAGGCUUUUAUAGAAGAAAUGGUUGCUUGAAUAUCCGUAACCUCUUGACUAUGCUCUAUAAAAAGAGCGAAGGUGUAUUUGGGAACUUUGCCAAUGCAUUCUUUCAAAAGGCAUUGAUAUGUACCUGUACAACAAUUCGUACAUUAGAAGAAGAAGAAGAUCGCCCACUUUAUACUGAACUGCUUUACUUUUGGGAAAUCAUUUUAGGUAGAUCAAGACAACAGUUUAUGCAAGUCAAGACAGAAGAAGACCCCAAGCAAAAAGAAGACGAGGAAGAAGAUGAAGAGGACGCUGUCUUUGAAAGUGUAAAUCAUUUUUAUCAAGAGAUAGAUACAGUGGAUACUGAAGGUUUAUCAGAAGCUAUCUAUGAUGCGUUCAUGGCGAAUUCUCUUAAGCUUAUCAAGACAUUUAACCUGAAGCUCAAAAAUAUAGACGAAGAUGAUGUAGUGAGUGAGGAAGUAAAUAUCGUGUCCAAAACACUUUGUCCUGUGAAUCAAAAAGACUUUAUUUUAUUUCAAAACUUCGUUAAAUUCUGGUCUAUUAUCUUUGAAGAAAUCGACCAUUCUCGCUUGACACACUGGGUCUAUAUUGCAAGUACAACCAUUAUUGAUCAAAGUGUACUACAUCCUUUGGUGAGUGGGUUUUAUCGAAUGCAAGCUGGCAUGAUGAUUGUCUGUGAGAGACUCCAGUUCUUUAAACGGUGUCACUUGUUUUACACUCAAGCAAAAUCAAACACUAACAAAGAUAUCCUUCCAAAGCCUCAAGAAUAUGUCACUUAUCUGGCUAUUCGUGAAUAUAUGAAGGAAGUGUGGCAUAGGCUUCAACAAUUCACAGAUGAAUUAUUGGCGUCUUGUCUUCAUUUGAUCUUAUCAUAUCCUGUCGAGUUCUUUGAUAUCGGAGAAUUAAUCACACCUCUUGAAAAAGCACUUAAGCUUGGUAUUACUUAUCAUCCUCUUGCUGCUAUUGCCAUGGAUAGCUUGGAAAAACUGCUUCAUCCUAAUCUCAACUAUAAUAUUGAUUCUACAUUUUUAUCACGUAUCUUGCCUUGUAUUAACGAAUACCUUCUGGUUGGUGUUGUUUCUUUUAAUGAAGAAGAGGGGAUCAAGAGAAAGGACUUGAAGAUACCCACAUCACAACAGCGCCGAUACGAAGUCGCCAAUACAAAAAAGACAGCAGGUCAAUUAGGUGUUGUUAAACGUAAUUACUCUGAUCUUCCUGCACUUCAGAGAAGGAUGAUGCAAUUCCUUGGUAAAUUGGGUGGUAAAAACAAGCAAUUGUUGCUCAAAGACGAUGAGUCCUUGCAAGAUAGUGGCAUGCUUGCUUGGGACCCUGAAAAAAGAGUAGAACUUCGUAUUCCUUUCAAGAAUGUCAAGGUCACUAUCUAUCUAGAUGAAUAUCUUCCACGUAUAUUGAAUCAAGCGGGACCCAAGAAAUCUCUUUUCCAUAUUUUCUACCUUCAUAUAUUUCCUGUCAUGCUAAAACUGGCAAAUGAUCCUGAUCAAAUCGCACGAGAAAUGUUUCAAGCUCUUUAUGCACAAGUUAUUCAUUGGCUUACCAAUAAUGCACAAUCAGAAAACAAUGAAACAAUUGCUUUACUGCAAGCGCUUUUAGAAGCAUCUUGUAGCUCAGAUGCAGGUCUCCGGGACUAUGGAGCUGAAUGUAUCCAAGAAUUUGUGAAAUGGUCUAUCAAGCAAACAUCUCGAUCUACUGACAGUGCUCAUAACAUCAGAUCAUUACUAAGAAGACUCUAUAAUUUAAUGACUAGUCCAAGCACAUCGAAGCGAUUUGGUGCAUCUUUGGUAUUUAACCGAAUUUACCGCCUCUUCCGAGAAGAGCCUGUUUUAGUCAACAGUUAUACGUUAGAAAUUCUGGGCCAGUUGUUUGUCAGCUUGAAAAUAGCAGAAAGCGAUCAUCCAUCAGUUGGUACUCGAGACCAAAUCAUUGAAGCCAUUUCACAUAUUAGACGCAUUAUUCGAGAAAAAUCCUCUGUCUUUUUGAUUCAAAAUGAUCGACAGGCUUUCAUUGGUAAUCAAUCCGUCAACGAUCUUGUAAGUCUUGUCCUUUGGACUUUUGAGCAAAGCGGGAAGCUUCAGCGUACCUAUGCCAAAGUGUGUAUUAACUUUUUCACUGAAUUUUGCGUAUUUUUACCGGGCAUCAAAACACCUAAACAAUGGCUCUCAGCGCAACUUUCCGCUAAUUCUCUUUUCUUGAUCAAUAUCUUUGAAACUGAUCAACUAAAGCCACCUUCAGUAGCUGACGACGACGAUAAUCAAAUGAUGACUAUUUAUCUCCAUUGGAUUAAGCGCUUAAACAGCACAGUUGAUGGUUACAUUUGGCUAGUUGAACGUCAAAUCAUUGAUCCGUUUACAUUACUCGGACUACCAUCUUCCAUAUUCUUACUUGCAGUCUCCUUUUUUGUACGAAACACACCUUUUGACUAUCUUGAAGAGAAGUUGGAAGAAAGCGUUAUUGAACGAAACAAACUCCUGUCUAUCUAUACACAUAUCGCCACUAGAUUGAUUUAUUUCUUUGAUCUUGUACUUCGCUCUCAGGAACAAGGCGAUCAAUGUUACCAGUAUCUUGAACGUGUGUUUAUGGACAUCUUGUGCCAUAAAAACUUUACAAAUAUCGUUGCAUCUACCUUACUCUUACCCAAAGAAACAUCAGAGACAAUACAAUCGUAUCAGGGCAACGCGAUUACUCAGUCUGGCGUGAAGCGCAUGUUUGACAUUGCCAAGAGCUACAUUCUGAUAAUGAAAGAGAAGUCUUGUUGGAAGUUUAUUGAUGGCUUGACAGUCUCUAUUAUCAAGACUUUGCAGUCAAAAAAAGUGGAUAUUCUAAUACAUGCUUCUUUGGAGAUGGAACGAUCAGUUUUAAUUGAAGUCAUUCAAACCGUGGACGGUAUUCGGUUUCUUCAGUCAGUUGGUUUGUUUCACUUAGUCUGUCAACAGGCAAAUGAAUUGAACGAAGAUUACCCAAAAGAUGCAACUGAGUAUUGCAAGAGGCUCUUUGAUAAUUACCUCAAGUCUUGCAAAAAAGCAGAAGAACCUCUUCAGCUUCAAUUGACAGGCAAUUCUAUUGCCAUCUGCUUCACUCAGCUAGGGUUUGCAAAGGAAUAUGCUCCACAGCUAUUGGGUAUAAGUGGAUAUCUACAACCAUUGGAAAAGAUAGAAAAGACAGAAAUAUUUCAAAAACAUGCUGAAUAUAUGGUAGAAUCUAUUGCUAAUCAUUUCGAAGUCUUUUCUUUGGUUUUCAAAGAAAAUAUAUCUUCCCCUGUAAUGCGUGAAUACUUGUUCUUGUUGUUUGAAUUUCUCGAAAGCAACAAACUAAGUCAUCGAAAACUGGUCUGGAAUAUAACAAACCAUGUAAGCUACUCUCAGACAUUAAGCUGA
This is a messenger RNA of Gilbertella persicaria, 4461 nucleotides long. RefSeq lists its product as uncharacterized. NCBI's taxonomy places the organism in Eukaryota, Fungi, Mucoromycota, Mucoromycetes, Mucorales, Choanephoraceae. The record is from RefSeq and is a predicted model, not a curated record. The transcript has 10 exons. The annotation marks the transcript as partial.